This is a messenger RNA of Pyricularia pennisetigena, 444 nucleotides long. RefSeq lists its product as uncharacterized. The transcript is spliced from 2 exons. NCBI's taxonomy places the organism in Eukaryota, Fungi, Ascomycota, Sordariomycetes, Magnaporthales, Pyriculariaceae. The record is from RefSeq and is a predicted model, not a curated record. The coding region runs from base 1 to 444 and encodes 147 amino acids.
AUGCUCGCCGCUGCGGCAGCGCUCACCUUCUAUGUCAACUUUGCGCUGCAGCUGUCGGGCGAGCUCGUCAUACUCGCACUGCCUUUUCUCAUGCUCAGGCAUGUCAGGCUCGAGACCGAAGACAAGGUCGGCGUCUAUGCGACUUUUGCCGCCGGCCUGGCUAUCACCGGCUUCGACAUCACCAGGGCCGUCUUGAUAUUGAAGCUACCGGGGAUCUCGGAGCAGGGGAAUGCGAGGGUCCCUUACCCAAUGCUGUACUCCAGCCUUGACAUACACAUGGGCCUUUUCGUGGGCUGCAUGUCUUCGCUCCGUCCCUAUCUGGCCAUCCUUUCGCGCAAGCUCGCUUCAAUGCGCUCAAAGUCGGGCACCAGCAGGUCCAACGAUAGCGGCUCCGGGAGCAGCAGCAGCAAGCCACAUCACCUCCCCGGGACUCGACAACUUUGA